Molecule: messenger RNA, 807 nt
Organism: Osmia lignaria (orchard mason bee)
Lineage: Eukaryota; Metazoa; Arthropoda; Insecta; Hymenoptera; Megachilidae
Source: RefSeq, a predicted model, not a curated record
AUGACGGCCACAUGUACUCCAACCUUUGAGAUUCUAAGCUUUAGUACUCCAAGUUUUGAGAUUCCAAGCUGUAGUACUCCAAAGUUUGAGAUUCUAAGCUUUAGUACUUCAAACUUGGAGAUUCUAAGUUUUAGUACUGCAAGCUUGGAGAUUCUAAGUUUUAGUACUGCAAGCUUGGAGAUUCUAAGUUUUAGUACUGCAAGCUUUGAGAUUCUAAGCUUUAGUACUCCAAGUUUUGAGAUUCCAAGCUGUAGUACUCCAAAGUUUGAGAUUCUAAGCUUUAGUACUUCAAACUUGGAGAUUCUAAGUUUUAGUACUGCAAGCUUGGAGAUUCUAAGCUUUAGUACUGCAAGCUUUGAGAUUCUAAGCUUUAGUACUCCAAGUUUUGAGAUUCCAAGCUGUAGUACUCCAAGUUUUGAGAUUCCAAGCUGUAGUACUCCAAAGUUUGAGAUUCUAAGCUUUAGUACUUCAAACUUGGAGAUUCUAAGUUUUAGUACUGCAAGCUUGGAGAUUCUAAGCUUUAGUACUGCAAGCUUUGAGAUUCUAAGCUUUAGUACUCCAAGUUUUGAGAUUCCAAGCUGUAGUACUCCAAGUUUUGAGAUUCCAAGCUGUAGUACUCCAAAGUUUGAGAUUCUAAGCUUUAGUACUUCAAACUUGGAGAUUCUAAGUUUUAGUACUGCAAGCUUGGAGAUUCUAAGUUUUAGUACUGCAAGCUUGGAGAUUCUAAGCUUUAGUACUCCAAGUUUUGAGAUUCUAAGCUUUAGUACUCCAAGCUCCAGAACACCCAAGGAACACACACCCACAUAG